Messenger RNA from Solea solea (common sole), 3480 nucleotides. RefSeq names its product disks large homolog 4-like. Bases 16 to 2379 code for a protein of 787 amino acids. NCBI's taxonomy places the organism in Eukaryota, Metazoa, Chordata, Actinopteri, Pleuronectiformes, Soleidae. The record is from RefSeq and is a predicted model, not a curated record. Gene Ontology annotation, cellular component: postsynaptic density membrane; neuron projection; neuromuscular junction. Gene Ontology annotation, biological process: chemical synaptic transmission; postsynaptic neurotransmitter receptor diffusion trapping; AMPA glutamate receptor clustering. The transcript has 19 exons. Gene Ontology annotation, molecular function: kinase binding.
UCAGAAAGAGACGACAUGCCGCUGAAAAGAGACGAUACUGAACGUGCUCUACAGGUGAUGGAGGCCUGUCAGGCCGGAGCUACUGAAGGGGUCAAAGGUCGUGCCGAAAAGCUGCUCAACAUCUUUCAGAGUGACCUGUUCCAGGCUCUGCUGGACAUACAGGAGUUCUACGAGCUGACGGUGUGUGAGAACCAGACAGCAGGACAACCCAACACACCUGGACAGAAGUAUCGCUACCAAGAUGAUGAGACUCCACCUGUUGACCCCAGCCCUGGUCCCAUGACUCUUGGACGCAGCACCGAGCUCAGCCAUACACACCUGGACGGAUACACACACGCCGCUGCACUCACCAUGAACGGAUCAGAGGGAGAACUGGAGUAUGAGGAGAUCACACUGGAGAGAGGUAAUUCUGGUCUUGGCUUCAGUAUCGCUGGAGGAACAGAUAACCCACACAUUGGGGACGACCCAUCGAUCUUCAUCACCAAGAUCAUCCCUGGUGGCGCGGCGGCUCAGGAUGGACGCCUCAGGGUGAACGAUAGCAUAGUAUUUGUUAACGAGGCGGACGUGCGUGAGGUCACACACUCUACAGCUGUGGAGGCUCUAAAGGAGGCGGGGCCUGUUGUGAGGCUGUAUGUCCUGCGGCGACGCCCACCGAGUGAACGCAUCACACAGAUCAAGCUGAUGAAAGGACCCAAAGGUCUGGGAUUCAGUAUAGCAGGAGGUGUGGGGAACCAGCAUGUUCCUGGAGAUAACAGUAUCUAUGUCACCAAGAUCAUUGAGGGAGGAGCGGCGCACCGUGAUGGACGGCUACAGAUUGGGGACAAAAUCCUGGCGGUGAACCACAUGUCUCUGGAGGACGUCCUGCAUGAAGACGCUGUGUCGGCUCUGAAAAACACGGACGAGGUCGUCUAUCUGAAGGUGGCCACACCCACCUCGCAGUACAUCCACCCGGCCGAUCGCUACAGUCCCCCAGACCUGACCAGCUCCUACAUGGAGCCGGACUACAUGUGUGAUUACCCACAAGCCCUCCCUCCUCCAUCACCACGACGAUACUCACCCAUCGCCCGGGGGAUGAUGGGAGAGGAUGACUACUCCCGGGAGCCUCGCAGAGUCUGCGUGCAGCGUGGGUCAACCGGCCUGGGCUUCAACAUCGUUGGUGGAGAAGACGGAGAAGGAAUCUUCAUCUCCUUCAUCCUUGCAGGAGGACCGGCAGACCUGAGUGGAGAACUCCGGAAGGGAGACCAGAUCCUGAGCGUGAACGGUGUGGACCUCAGGUAUGCGACACACGAGCAGGCCGCUGCAGCUCUGAAGAACGCAGGACAAACUGUUACCAUAGUAGCUCAGUACAGACCUGAGGGUGAGUUCCAAACACUCCGUGUUUUACACUGUUCAUGUAACUGGGAUGAUGUUGUUAGUGUGGUGAUCCUGUUCACAGAGUACAGUCGCUUCGAGGCUAAGAUCCACGACCUGAGGGAGCAGAUGAUGAACAGCACGUCUGGGAGUCUGAGAACCAACCGCAGCGUCUACGUCAGAGCGCUGUUCGACUACGAUAAGCAGUGGGACUGCGGCGUCCUCUCGCAGGCGCUGGAUUUUAACUUUGGCGACGUCCUUCACGUGAUGGACAGCGCCGAUGACGAGUGGUGGCAGGCCCGGCGGGUCAGCCAGCAGGGGGAGCUAGAGGAGCUGGGAUACAUCCCAUCCAAACACAGGGUGGAGAGGAAGGAGUGGUCGAGGAUGAAGAGUAAAGGGCGAGAAGGUUUUGUCCACAGCUACGAACUUAUCACUCAGAUUGAAGUUGACUACGCUCGUCCUGUCAUAAUUCUGGGGCCGACCAAAGACCGGGUCAACGAUGACCUUCUCUCGGAAUACCCCGACAAGUUUGGCUCCUGCGUCCCACACACGACUCGUCCGCAGAGAGACUACGAGGUCGAUGGGCGGGACUACCACUUUGUGUCGUCACGGGAACAGAUGGAGCGAGACAUCCAGUCGCAUCGAUUCAUCGAGGCGGGGCAGUACAACAACCACCUGUACGGGACGUCGGUGCAGAGCGUCAGACAGGUGGCCGAGCAGGGGAAGCACUGCAUCCUGGACGUUUCGGCCAACGCUAUAAGGAGGCUCCAGGCGGCGCAGCUCCACCCCGUCGCCAUCUUCAUUCGACCACGUUCCCUGGAGAACAUCCUGGACCUGAACAAGCGUCUGUCCGAGGAUCAGGCACGAAAAGCUAUGGACCGCGCCAUCAAACUGGAGCAGGAUUUCCUUGAGUGUUUCACAGCCAUCGUCCACGGCGACAGCUUCGAGGAGGUCUACCACCAGGUCAAAGCUGUCAUCGAAGAGCAGAGCGGCCCCUACAUUUGGGUACCUGCACGCGACAGACUCUGAUUGGCUGCUGCCGAGCCAAAGGGGCGCCUUCGCCACCAAUUUACCCCCACAGCUCUGCCCACCCCUCCCCUCAGCACAUCCUCCUCUAAGGCAGGAAAUAACCGGGUGGAGAGCAGACGCCGCUUUUAAUCUUUUGUUUUUUUUGUUGUUCAUUCUUUGGGACGGUGACGCUGAUUGGGUGGCUACUGCCGUAGCCAUGACAACCAAAAGGGGGUGGGGUGGGGCACACCUGUCCGUCUGUGUGACAGCUGAUCGACUGAUUGGUUUUGUGUUGAUCAAUAAUCCUGUAUUAUCAGUAAAUAACGAAUCAGACUGUAGAGUUCAGUUUGUAUUGAAGUAUUUAUAUUCACUUAUUUAUUAAUUAAUUUAUCUAUUUAUUGAUCGAUUGAUUGGCUGAGUUAUGUGACGUGAAGACCGGUGAGUGAGUGUGUGUGUGUGUGUGUGUGUGUGCGUGUGUUAGUGUUGUGUACAUAAAGACUUGUGUGACUGUAAAUAAAACAAUGGGGCUCAAACACACAGUCUAUUCAGGGCUUAUUAAAUACCCACAAUCCUCCUGUGGUCCUGCUGGACUUCAUCUCCCACAAUUCCUCUCUGCCUGGACUACAACACCAACAAUUGCCACUGUGCUGCAGUGGACGGCACAGACGCGUUUUUAAAAUUGAAAGACUGUGGACUACGUUUCCCAUAGUUCCUGGCUGCUAAGACAUAUCUGCAGCACACCGAGGGACUACAUUACCCAAAAGUCUCAGCUCUCCAGGCCAUGAUUCUGGACCACAGUACUCACGAUUACCUGCUGCUAAACAGGACACACACUAAGGGUGGAGCUUAAGGGUCAUGAGGCGGGGCACACUCACCACUGGCCCCGCCCUCACUUACCCACAGUGCUUGGGGAGACUCUGGUGACCAUGGCAACUGGGACUGAGGAUGGAUUCAAAUUGCUCUUGAACUUGUUCCUGAAGGUUCCAGGUUUUUAGAAAAUCAGGGUCAUGUGACACACAGAGGAGGCUGUUGACAUGACGACUUGUAAAUUAAAAUUAAUUAGUUAUAAAUGAAAAUGACCAUUGAAAUAUUGAAAUAAAUAAAUUCAAUAUAAAAUCUGAA